CGGCCAAUCACGGUGCGGAAGGCGCGUUCGGUGGUAGCCAAUCGCUGAGGAGGAGAGGCGGGAGCUGCCGGAAUGCGGGUGUGGGAAAAAGGAACGGCAAAACGUACGGGUUAACGGUAAACAGUGUAAAGGUAACUGGCGCGUGGGCAGCCUGUAAUUUCAAAUCGCGUAACGGUCGCUGUGGGAGCGGUUUUAGCGGGCUAGUUAAACUAGCUGUUUUUUCCUCUGAUUAUGCGUCGAAAAGUGGGAUUUUUACGCGAAAUUUGACGCGAUACUCGGUGAUAUCGGGCUGAAAUGGGUUAGAGUAUCGUCUGGACCAAGCUAGCCGUGUCAGAUAUUAGCCCGACUGCUCGUUACCGCCGCUGAGGAUUUUUCCAGAUGUGUGAUGGCGGGAAUCUGAGGUACGAUGAAGGCGAAAAGCGAUAGCAUGAUGCUAAUUUCCCUCAGAUAAGGGAAUGGGAUCCACGCAGAGAAAACCCGCCCUUCCAAGACUGGACCACCUGGAGGCUCAAAUCUGUGCAGCCCUUUGUAGCUACAUCCUGCUUUUUUACAACGAAAAAAAGCAGCAGACAACCUGAAACGUAGCACCUGCUUCCCAAGACCAUUUUCCCUGCCUGCAACAGCAAACCUACCAGGCCAGAGUAUGCCAUCUGCACCAACCCACAGGAUUCUACGACCCCUUCUGCUUGGUACCUUCUUACUGGGCUGCUUUGUGACUUUGUUUUUGAUGUACAUCAAACCGUCCACUAGCUGGUUGUCAGGCCCCGUCGAAUCGGAAACCUCCACUGCCCGCGUGAAGAGCCUGCUGUCCAACAGGAGCGAACAGAACCAGACCACGGUGCUCGUCUGGCUCUGGCCUUUCGGAGAAACCUACGACCUGAACGUCUGCGGCUCUCUCUUCAGCAUCGAGGGCUGUUUUAUCACGGCCGACCGGAACCUUUACAACAAGUCCGAUGCCGUCGUUAUCCAUCACAGGGACAUCAGCACUGACCUGUCCAACAUGCCGCCGGCGUAUCGGCCUCCCCUUCAGAAAUGGAUUUGGAUGAAUUUGGAGUCGCCGUCGCAUUCGUCUCAGUUACCCGGGAUUGAAAACUUGUUCAAUCUGACUCUGAACUAUCGGCAGGACGCUGAUAUCGAAGUGCCUUACGGAGCCAUCGUCGCGUCUCCGUCUGAGGAAGAUUUCGUUCCGCCGAGCAAGAACAAGCUGAUCUGCUGGAUCGUGAGCAACUGGAACCCUGAUCAUGUCAGAGUAAAGUACUACAAUGAACUGUACAAGCACAUCGAGAUUCAUGCGUACGGCCAAGCGUUCGGCGAGUACAUAUCGGAUCAGGACUAUUUCCCCACCAUCGCCAGCUGUAAGUUCUACUUGGCGUUCGAGAACUCAAUUCACAAAGACUACAUCACAGAGAAACUGUACAACCCUCUCUCCGUCGGCACGGUGCCCGUGGUUCUGGGCCCACCGAGGGAGAACUAUCAGAAUUUCGUGGAGGGCGAUGCCUUCGUCCACGUGGAUGACUUCUCCUCCCCGAAGGAGCUGGCUGAGUAUCUUCUGUUUCUGGAUAAAAACGAGGAGCUCUACCUGAGGUAUUUUGACUGGCGCAAGCACUUCAAGGUGAAGAAAGCCUAUUUCUGGGCCGAGCACACUUGCCUUGCUUGCGAUUACAUCAGAAGGCACAAUGAGUACAAGGCUUUUAAUAAUCUCGACAAAUGGUAUUGGGGUUAAUGGUGAGCCGACACCUGGAGUUCGGCCGAAUCCGAUUUCUCAAAAUUCUCAAGCUCUCGAGAUUUCCAUUUCAUUCGAAUCAGACGAAGAAGGGAGGGAGGAGGGUCUCCCGUGAGCCACAUAGAUUGCCUGGUUUUAUUUUUGUAUGAUGUAGAUGUUAAUUUAUUUUGCUAGUCUUCGCUAGUCUUUGCUAGUCUCUGCUAGUUUACACCAUCCUCCAUAUUUAUUCGUUUGAAUGCAAAGAGCGAGAGAGCGUAUUUUUAAUUAUUAUUAUUAUUAUUAUGUGACGACAUUUGCUACUGUGUGUUUUUCUUACUGCCUUCUUAUUUAACACGCAGACACACCUCAACGUUCAAUGUGAUUCAGAACGGCGGUCCACCUGCACACAUAUGCUGUACGUCUGCAUACACUACUGUUGUCGACCACACCUUAAAAGGUAUCGCCACAGACGGAAUAAUCAUGUAACCGUUAUAAAUAUAUUUGUGUAUUAUUUAUUAUUUCAUUCUGACGUGACGUCGUAGAUGUUAGUGUUCGUCGGUCAUCAUCUAUGCAGUGUUUACAGAACUGAACUGAAUUUGUGCGUGUAGUCCAUCUGCUGUAUUGUGUGCAAUUUGUGUCUUUUUAUUCUUUCGUGUCUUUUUUUGGACGAUAUCUGCCUUUAUUUUUUAUUUUCUCUCUCCAUAUUUUUGUACGGACGUAACUUGCACAGCCAGGUGAGAGAGUUUUGCGUUUUGACUGCAGUGAUGUGUAACGUCACACGGCGCAACACUGGCAUUACUUUUUUAUUAUUUCUUCAGCUACAAAAUGAGUUUAACUGCAUUCAUACACACAGUGGUAGCACGCAGCGCCUGGGAAUGCAUCACAGUACUGUACUGUAUUUUUUUUUUUUUAAAUAUUUAAAUGUUGCAUUAUCUUUUGUCUAGCAGAUGGUAAAACACUGAAUUGAGAGCACAAGUCCAGAAUGCAUAUGGCAGUGUGUGGGACUGCAGCAUUCACAUGCAUACAGAUAAUCUUUUAGCAAAUGCCACCAUAUGGGUUUGACCAAGUGCAUGCAUGAUUUCACUCGCUGUCAUGUUUUCAUCGUGUGUUUUUUUGGGACAAGGUUUUUUAUAUUAGAUUUUAGUUUACAUUCACUGCAGAUGUCGUUAAUAAGUUAAUGGAGGGGAAAGCAUCCCUUUAUUUUAGGGACAUCAUAACUCUACAAAAAUAUAAGCUUCGCAAACAUGGUGCCAAAGAUUUCCUUCCCACAGGAGAUCAUGAAAGACCAAGAAAGAAAUAUUGAACUAAAUAAGUUAAAUAAGUGAAAAAGCUAAGAACGUAUUUUUGAAAUGCGUAGCAAGCACAUGCCAAAUGCUGUGCUAAAUGCAAUUUAGCUCCUAGCACAGUUAGAGUAGGCUUUAUUUAAAUUAAAAUAAAAAAUAUAUUUUCUCAUUAGUAGCGCUCUAUCAACGAGAUUCAUGAAGCCACCCCAAGUCGUCAGUAGAACAGUUUUCUCUGCUUGCUGGAACAAGAGUGAAUUAAGCUCUGCACUGAAUCUACUAUGGGGUUUGAACAGUUACUGUAUAUAAGAGUGGACGCUUUGCUUCGCUGCUUUUCCUUUCCACUGAAAAAACAAGCCAAAAAUGUCUGUCAUUUUAUCAAAUUUUCAACCAGAGUUUGCGCAGUAAAGAUCAGAGGUGGAGCCAGACUUUCCUAUAGAUUUGGUAGGCCUGCACCCUUCUCCUCCCAGACCAAGCGUCUCAGACUGCCAUCAUUGAGUUUACAGUGCAGCCUAAAGGACUGGAAAUAGACUGUAGUAGAUUUUUCCAAACCGUUCCUCAAAUUACAGCUCUGUUAACACUGUUUACUGCUGAAAUCAAAGCCAAACAAAGCUGCUGUGGUCCAAGUGAAGUGAAGUUUGGUUUGGUUUCACACAGGCACAAACCAAAACGCACCAAAAUGUUCACCAAUAAAUCACGCAAACACAUCAUCUCCUCUGAUUGGUCAGAGCUGUCUUGCACGGGAGCAAGAAAGUAUCUGUGCAGUGUAAAGCUGCUUUAACACAGAACGCUGUUGCGCUUUCUGCUAAACACAGUGUUUUCAAUGGGAUGUGCAGCACAGAUGUACACGCACUAAACUGAGUCGCGCAGCUGCGAGCAGUGAACUCUGCACAGAGCGCUCUCUAGGUGUAUAAACAGCAUGGAGCAGCAGAGACAGCGUUUGUUCAUAGCUGUGGUAGUAAACCUUAAUUAUAUGGCGUUAUCUUGCUAAUACUAUAUCAUUUUAAACUGCACCUUAUCAGCAGUUUAGCUUAAAGCAGUGGUCGGCAAUAGACGGCCCGUGGUAUGAAACAUCGGGCCCAUGAGGUUGUUUGAACUAUAAUGAAAGAUAUUGGAAAAAAUAAAAAAUAAAAUGCUUCUCUGGUGAGCUUUUGUUUACAUCCUCCCCUCGGCGUGACUUUACUUUCCGUCCGUUCUAGUUUUUCAGCCCGUUCUUGGGCUCCCUAUCUCCUUAUAAGGCCGUUUUUCCCCGGCCAUGUCCCAAUUCACUAUUUAUUUUUUCCUUUUUUCUUGGGUUUACCUGCUUUGAGAUCAACUGUUCUGCAAUUGAGUUCAACAACCCUCUGGGCUGGAGAGCUGUAGUAGCACUCCAUCCCAUUACACUUCAUUUUUCAAAAGCCACCAUGUAAUGGCUUGGAAAACAUCUGGGCCUACUUAAUUGCCGACCCCUGGCUUACAGAAUAGGAGUAUAUUUGACAGCUGGGUCAGAUCGAGACCGGAUUACGUUCUUACUACAAGCGAACCGCUUCAGAGUUUGUUUAUGAUCUGCACCCGAGUGCGAUUGCUGUCUUCACACCUGCUCAAUCGAACCGAACUAAGGGUACGAACAAAUCAGAGUCCGUUUAAACCAAACCAAAUAGUGCUGAUGUGAAAACUGGCUGGUUGCAGUACAACAUGAAUUCGUAAAACAGUUAAUAAUGACUAUGAACAUGCAACAACAUUUCAUUUCUAUUGCUAUUACUUAAUGCUGCAGGUCAGAUCAUGAACGGUUACAGCAACUUAAUUGUUAGGGUAGAAACAUACUUGCUGUUUGCCCAUGCGUUCGCUUAGACAACCGGCUGCAUUGUGAAUGUGACUGAGAACCCAGAGAACUAUGUGCAAUUUAACUGUACCGCCGAGCUUAGCUACUGUCGCGUGGAGCUUAGCUACUGUCUCGCGGAGCUUUUUAACUGUGCCGCGGAGCUCAGCUAUUGUCCCGCGGAGCUUUUUAACUGUACCGCGGAGCUCAGCUAUUGUCCCGCGGAGCUUUUAAACUGUACCGCGGAGCUCAGCUAUUGUCCCGCGGAGCUUUUUAACUGUACCGCGGAGCUCAGCUAUUGUCCCGCGGAGCUUUUUAACUGCACCGCAGAGCUCAGCUACUGUCGCGCACAGCUUUUUAACUGCACCGCAGAGCUCAGCUACUGUCGCGCAGAGCUUUUUAACUGCACCGCAGAGCUCAGCUACUGUCGCGCAGAGCUUUUUAACUGUACCGCGGAGCUCAGCUAUUGUCCCGCGGAGCUUUUAAACUGUACCGCGGAGCUCAGCUAUUGUCCCGCGGAGCUUUUUAACUGUACCACAGAGCUCAGCUACUGUCGCACAGAGCUUUUUAACUGCACCGCAGAGCUCAGCUACUGUCGCGCAGAGCUUUUUAACUGUGCCGCGGAGCUCAGCUAUUGUCCCGCGGAGCUUUUAAACUGUACCGCGGAGCUCAGCUAUUGUCCCGCGGAGCUUUUUAACUGUACCACAGAGCUUAGCUACUGUCGCGCAGAGCUUUUUAACUGCACCGCAGAGCUCAGCUACUGUCGCGCAGAGCUUUUUAACUGCACCGCAGAGCUCAGCUACUGUCGCGCAGAGCUUUUUAACUGCACCGCAGAGCUCAGCUACUGUCGCGCAGAGCUUUUUAACUGCACCGCAGAGCUCAGCUACUGUCGCGCAGAGCUUUUUAACUGUGCCGCGGAGCUCAGCUAUUGUCCCGCGGAGCUUUUAAACUGUACCGCGGAGCUCAGCUACUGUCGCGCAGAGCUUUUUAACUGUACCGCAGAGCUCAGCUACUGUCGCACAGAGCUUUUUUAACUGUACCGCGGAGCUUAGCUACUGUCGCGUGGAGCUUUUAAGCUGUACCACAGAGCUUAGCUACUAUCGUGCAGAGUUUUUUUAACUGUACCGCCGAGCUUAGCUACUGUCCUGCGGAGCUCUUUAACAGGAGGACAGUAGGUGAGCUCCCCGAGACUCUAUGAGCUCCGCACAACAGUAGCUGCACCCGCAAAAAAAAAAAGAUUUUUUAAAAAUGAGAAUCGAUUCUGAAUCGUUCAAUGUUAGAAACGCGAUUCGAGCGUUUCAAGCGAACUGCACACCCUAGGUGUGCUGUUGAUUGAGUAAAGUAAAGUAAAGUAAAAAUCAGUCCUGGUUUAGAGAUUUAUACUUUUUUUACUUUGCAAGCGCAAACAAGAUGGCAGCUUCUAUUUCUUUCUCUGACAUCUUUUAGCUUUGAAACAAUUUGAAAGGGAGUGAAUGGGGGCGUAGCGUCUACUCUUAUACACAGUCUCAUAUGGUUUCAUAUUAUAUCAUGACUAUAUCGGUCAGAAGAUGCUGCAAUAUGCCAGUAUGAUUUUUUUUUUUGCUUUAUCACAAAACAGUGCUUUGAAUCAGAAUUGUAAUGUUGUCUGUGGAUUGCACAUGAUUUAAACAUGAUUAAGCAGCGCUGCAGCUGCUGCCAAACGUAAGCAGAAAGACGGCAGUUGUGCUGAUGCGCGUUUUAUUUCGCAUUUAUUCAUACUGAAAGCGCUGUUUUUUUCCAGUGCUCUGUAAUCUUAAUGAAUUUUGACAGAAGGUGUUGCUGGUUGAACAGUGAGCUGUUGGUUCCAGUUCACAAUAUUCUCUGUAUUGCUCUUGUGAUCAGAUGAAAACUGAUGAAAUGAACACAAACUGGACUUUAUUUGUUUCGUUUUUUUUACACUGUUGUUUCAUGCCAGCUGUACACAGUUCUAUUUUCUGACCAAUCCUUAAUGUUUGUUGAUGAAGAAGAAUCAGCUGUGAUCACUCUGUAUGUACUGUAAAUAACUGUUUGAGGAUUUCUAACCUGUAGCUGUUGGAUACUGUGAGGACAAAUUGAAUGCACUGAAACGUGAUGAGGAAAGUAGGCCUUUCGUGAUGAAGAGAAACGGAGGAGAAGAAAAGGCCAGGCCAUUCUCCUCCGGCAAAGGCAGCGCUCCCAAGGAAAAUGGACGGUUUGAGGAUUAGCACUAAUCCUUUUGACACUAUCAGACUGAUGAUGCCUUCUAGAGGAAAUUCAUCCGAGAGUUGGCAUUUAUACCUAUCCCUGAGUGUGUGAUUCAUUGCAACAGUGGCUGCUCUCACUCUGACUCAGAGUACGUCUCAGAAGUGACGAAAAAUGUGAAGAAAUAUCAAAAAACGAGAAGAAAAACUUUUCUUUAUGGUUUUGUGUUUGUAUAUGUACACGUUUCUUUUGUGAAACAGGUUGCUUCCUGACUGCGAUCAUGGAACACAUUUGUACUGUAUUUUCAUCAUCGUCCUCGUUCUCUUUUUCUCUCUCUCUCUCUCUCUCUCUCUCUCUCUAAUCCUCUCUCUCGCGCUCUCACUCUCUUUCUCGGCACAAACUUUCGCUGUGAGCUCUUCGUUCCCUUUAAAAACGAGCAGUCUUUGCAUCUCGACUCUUGGUCAGUGGUGUAUGUUUCCGGCUCGGUGCCCCCGCUGGAUCGUUGGAUCGUACGUGUAGGCUGGUGACACGGCGGAGUGGGUUCUCUAUGCAUUACGGACUCCCAUCGGAAACGACCUACAUUCCCUAUGUGCAAAAGUACUGGAGCGCCUCUUGAGCCGAUCAUUGCAAAAUACUCUGCCAAAACAUUGUUUGCCAAAUGAUUUAUCGUAGAUGUCUGUUAGUGUCAUGAAAAUAAAGUGACUAAAUUAAACUGCACUUGUGUUAAACUGUC
Astyanax mexicanus (Mexican tetra) is the source of this 7691-nucleotide messenger RNA. It is a transcript of the gene fut9a, whose product is annotated as fucosyltransferase 9a. The transcript has 3 exons. Gene Ontology annotation, molecular function: alpha-(1->3)-fucosyltransferase activity. NCBI's taxonomy places the organism in Eukaryota, Metazoa, Chordata, Actinopteri, Characiformes, Acestrorhamphidae. The coding region runs from base 644 to 1723 and encodes 359 amino acids. The record is from RefSeq and is a predicted model, not a curated record. Gene Ontology annotation, cellular component: membrane.